This is a messenger RNA of Macadamia integrifolia, 1932 nucleotides long. Its product is annotated as protein ALP1-like. The record is from RefSeq and is a predicted model, not a curated record. The transcript has a single exon. The coding region runs from base 234 to 1721 and encodes 495 amino acids. Lineage: Eukaryota; Viridiplantae; Streptophyta; Magnoliopsida; Proteales; Proteaceae.
CUCUUUCCCCACAAUAUAUGUACCCUUCACCACACAGGUCUCCUUGUGUGUUCCCAUUCGCUCCCUCGAAUCGGUCGAAAACAUUUUACCCAACAGAGAGAUAGGGAUAGAGAGAGAGAGAGAGAGAGAGAGAGAUUCACUCUCACUUUCAGAUCAAUGAAAGUUCCAUUUCUCUCCCAAACGAGGACGACUUGUCUUACUUCUACACCUUAUUUCAAGACGCUUUCACCGGAAUGAAUCCAACUACCACCACCGCCAGCACCAACAACAACAAGAAGCGGCGGAGGAAGGAUGGAGAAGACAACAACAACAAAAAUGAAGAUGAGGGCAAGGAAGGGAAGAAGGACUUGAAGGAGAUCCUUACUUCGUUGCUCUUGUUCGAAGAGCAAGACAGAUCGAACCAGAACGAUUGGGCCAAGGCGGACCAGCUCGAGAAGCAGCUCUUUGAGACCAAUCACAAACAGAAAACCCAAGCCAUGCUCGAUUACUACUCUCAGCUUCAAGAUUCUAACUCAGACAUGGAGGAAUCUGAUGCCCAAUUGCGUGCCAAGCGUUCCCGCCUCUCUGCCGCUGCUGCCGUCGCCGUUGCUUCCGCCAUGUCCAAGCCCGAAGCAUCCAUCACUUCGACCGUCGGCAGUGGCGGCGUUGCUACUGGUCACCACCGCCGCCUCUGGGUUAAGGACCGUUCUAGGGCUUGGUGGGAUCAGUGUAACAAUCCCGAUUUCCCAGAGAGCGAAUUCAAGCGCGCGUUUCGGAUGGGAAGGGCUACCUUCGACUUUAUAUGUGAGGAGCUCAAUUCGGUCGUCGCCAAGGAGGAUACCAUGCUUCGCGCUGCAAUCCCUGUUCGCCAACGUGUGGCCGUCUGCAUAUGGAGAUUGGCCACUGGUGAGCCUCUCCGUCUCGUCUCUAAGCGAUUCGGAUUGGGCAUAUCGACUUGCCAUAAACUGGUUCUUGAGGUUUGUUCCGCCAUUAAGACCGUUUUGAUGCCCAAAUUUCUGCAAUGGCCCGACGAUGAGUCCCUGAAGAAGAUCAAGGAUGAUUACGAAUCCAUUUCUGGGAUUCCGAAUGUGGUCGGCUCCAUGUACACUACCCAUAUCCCAAUUAUUGCUCCCAAGAUCAGUGUGGCUGCGUAUUUCAAUAAGAGACACACAGAGCGUAACCAGAAGACUUCUUAUUCGAUUACAGUUCAGGGGGUUGUUGAUCAAAAAGGGUUGUUUACAGAUGUCUGCAUUGGGUGGCCUGGUUCAUUGCCUGAUGACCAAGUUCUCGAGAAGUCUGCUCUGUAUCAACGAGCUAGUGGAGGGCUCUUGAAGGGUGUUUGGAUUGUUGGAAGCUCUGGGUAUCCUCUAAUGGAUUGGGUCUUGGUGCCUUACACCCACCAGCAUCUAACUUGGACCCAACACGCCUUCAAUGAGAAAAUUGGGGAGAUUCAACGAAUUGCUAAGGAUGCUUUCUCGAGAUUGAAGGGGAGAUGGUGCUGCUUACAGAAGCGAACCGAGGUAAAGCUCCAGGACUUGCCCGUGGUUCUUGGUGCUUGCUGCGUCUUGCACAACAUCUGCGAAAUGAGGAAUGAAGGAAUGGAUCCAGAGCUAAAGUUUGAGCUCAAUGACGAUGAGGUCGUCCCUGAGAACUGUCUAAGAUCGGCGAGUUCCAUGCAUACUAGGGAUAACAUUGCUCAUAAUCUCCUCCACCAUGGUCUUGCAGGCACUGCUUUUUUGUAGUUCAAAGAGAAAAAUGUAUUUAUUUUUUACUAGUGAGAAGUUUUUUAAUUCUUUGGAUUGGCCUCUGUAUAUCAUUCUUUUACCCCACAGAACAGAUAAAUGGAUAGCCUUUUCUAGGCUAGAGCUUUCUUUGUUGAUCAUAGAGAGUUACAGAUUUGAAUAUGUAUCUCAGAUUCCAUACAUCAAUGCAAUUACGGAUUACCCAUGAAAA